This is a messenger RNA of Oldenlandia corymbosa var. corymbosa, 1851 nucleotides long. The record is from the annotation of a GenBank genome assembly. NCBI's taxonomy places the organism in Eukaryota, Viridiplantae, Streptophyta, Magnoliopsida, Gentianales, Rubiaceae.
GGUUAGAACAGUAAAACCUGCGCUUGCGCUUUAUAUAUAUAGUACUUCUCUCAGUGAACAUCAGCCUAGAGCUUUCCGAUAUCCUUAUUGGAAGAAACACCACGAAACGUUUCUGAUUCCACGUUGAGAUAGAUUACUUCUACCAAAUUCCAGCAAGCUAGCCUAGCUCCCUGUAUUGUCCAUCACUAAUGGAGCCGAUGAAGUUUUUAGUUCUUUUGGUCUUGUCCAUUGCGCAAAUGUUGUUCAUCAUUCAACACUGGGACGUCCCAUUCCACAUCUUUUCCAUUUGUUGUUUCCUCACUUUCUUAAUCUACGAAUUUAAGCUCUCAAGGCCUUCUUCACCAGUGUACCUUGUCGAUUUCGCAUGCUUGAAGCCACCUAGUUUCUGCAGGAUAUCUUCCCCUGCCUACCUUGAACAUGUUCGACUGUUUGAUUUCUUGGACAAACCAAGUGUUGCUUUCAUUGAUAAAGUCCUGACUCAUUCCGGACAAGGGGAGCAAACCUAUCUUCCUCCAUCCCUUCAUUACAUUCCUCCAAAAUCAGGCCUUGAAGAUGCCUUGGAUGAAGUCCACUUAGUACUUUUCCCUAUCUUUGAAGACUUACUAUCCAGAGCAAAACUCUGCCCCAAGGAUAUAGACAUUUUGAUUGUCAAUUGCAGCGGAUUUUGUCCUGUUCCAUCGCUAUCUUCCAUCAUCAUCAACAAAUUCUCCAUGAGGGAAGAUGUCAAGAGCUUCAAUCUCACCGGGAUGGGUUGCAGUGCCAGUGCAUUAGCCAUUGACAUGGCCCAAAACAUCCUCAAAACUCACCGGAAUUCCAACGCUGUAAUUCUCAGUACAGAGGUCCUAUCCACCGGGUGGUACCCGGGAAAAGACCGACCCAUGAUGGUCCUAAAUUGCCUUUUCCGUAUGGGUGGCGCCGCCAUCCUGUUGACCAACAGAAUUCAAGCCAAAUGGGAAUCCAAAUAUAAACUAAUUAUGACCCAAAGAACCCAAAGAGCUUUUGAAGACAAGGGCUAUUAUUCUGCAAUCAGGGAAGAAGAUUCCAGCGGAAUCACCGGGUUUACUCUGAGAAGGGAUUUGUUGCAAGUUGCCGGAGAUACUCUCCGGUCUAAUAUUGCAAUCCUCGGUGCUAAUAUACUGCCGGUCACCGAACAGAUUUGGUAUGCUGUCUCCAUUUUCCGGAAGAAAUUCGUGGACAAGUCUACAGAGGUUUACGUGCCUGAUUUCAAGUCGGUGAUUCAACAUUUCUGCUUGCCAACUUCUGGGAAACCGGUUAUAAAGGAGAUUUCAAAGGGUUUGAAACUCGGGGAAGUAGAUAUGGAGCCUGCUUUGAUGACGUUGCACCGGUUUGGAAAUCAAUCUUCUUCUUCGUUGUGGUACGAAUUAGCUUAUAUGGAAGCCAAGGGGAGAAUCAAGAAAGGUGACAAGGUGUGGAUGCUUGGGAUGGGAAGUGGGCCUAAAUGUAUCAGUUUGGUCUUGGAAUGUUGCAGGCCCAUUUUUGGAGAAGCUUCUAGAGGCCCCUGGGCUGAUACUAUUGAAGAAUAUCCAAUCACACCUCAAAGCUAGAAGAAACAUAUGUCUGGUGCUUGAUAGUGCUAGCUUUCCCACACAAACUAUGCAUCUCGAGAUUCAUCACAGAUUUGAGAAAAUUUGUUUAGAACUUUCCCUUUUUCUAUUUAAUUCUACUGAUGUAGAAGAGAAGGGAUUAAAUUGCUGCAUUUCGGGUUCAAUCCUAUGGUCAUUUUUUUUAGAUGAGCGCAACGGCGCAUGGCCUUUAGGUUUGGUAGCUAGGUUUACUUCAUGGUAAUUGUAAUUGCAUUGCUAAUUGAUGAAUUUAAAUUUUGCAUCGAGU